AUGUCAGUCAGUGACGAGGGCUUCAAGAUUGCAUUGGAGGAGGCCAAAAAAGGUGCGAGCGAAGGGGGGGUUCCCAUAGGAGCUUGCUUAGUCGCAGCGGAUGGAUCGAUCAUAGGCCGUGGACACAACUUGCGAGUGCAACGGAACAGCGCCAUUCUGCAUGCCGAGAUGAGUUGCUUGGAAUUUGCUGGUCGCCUCCCUGCAUCUGCAUACUCAGGCUCUACUAWGUAUACGACACUCUCACCUUGCGACAUGUGUACAGGAGCGUGUAUCCUGUACAAAGUCUCACGUGUGGUGAUGGGAGAGAACAACACCUUUGUCGGAGGCGAAGCACAGCUGAAAGAACGSGGCAUUGAGAUUGUGAAUCUCAAGUCCGCCGAGUGCGAGCAGUUGAUGAAGCAAUUCAUUGAAGAUCAUCCCGAAGACUGGAACGAAGAUAUCGGAGAGAGCUGA
Molecule: messenger RNA, 453 nt
Organism: Ramularia collo-cygni
Lineage: Eukaryota; Fungi; Ascomycota; Dothideomycetes; Mycosphaerellales; Mycosphaerellaceae
Product: probable cytosine deaminase
Exons: 4
Coding region: 1-453 (150 amino acids)
Cellular component (GO): nucleus; cytoplasm
Molecular function (GO): diaminohydroxyphosphoribosylaminopyrimidine deaminase activity
Source: RefSeq, a predicted model, not a curated record